UUUAUCCACUUCCUUUUACGUUAAAAUAUCUUCAAAUCCCAUCGCACGUCACUGUCUUGACCGGAUGAGCGUAAGCGGCUCGAGGAAAGCUCCAAGAGGCAUAUUGUUCCUCAUUUCCACUGUCCACUGCAAGCUCACUAAUAAUGGAAAGAACAUUGAGGUUAGUGUUCAUGUCUUCAUUUUGCUUGAUUUUCCUUGCAAUUCCCGCUUUAGCAGCUGCAUUGCCAAGACAGAAGCUCAUCCAAGAUGAAGUGGAAGCACUGGAAGAGAUAGGGAGAAAGUUGGGGAAGAGAGAUUGGGAUUUCAGCAAGGAUCCCUGUGGUGGAGAAGGGAAUUGGACUGCCAAUGAUGGAUUAGGCGUUGAGAAUUUUGUCACUUGCGAUUGCUCUUUCGAUCACAAUACUACUUGCCGUGUUGUUAGAAUGUCAUUGGAUGGACAGAAUCUAACAGGAGUAGUUCCACCGGAAUUUACCAGGCUUCGCUACCUUAAAAGUUUGGAUCUUAGUCGCAAUUGCCUAAGCGGCUCUAUACCUCUUCAGUGGGAAAAUAUGAGCUUGGCUGAACUGUUUUUAAUGGCCAACAGAUUGUCUGGUCCAUUUCCAGUUGUCAUUACCAGAAUUACCACUCUCGUAAACCUGAGUCUUGAAGGGAACCAAUUUUAUGGGCCCAUUCCUUCGGAAAUUGGACGCUUAGUCAAUGUGCAGAGACUUGCUCUAUCAUCAAAUGCAUUUACAGGAAACCUACCCCUCGGAUUAGCCAGGAUGACAAAGCUAGUUGAUUUGUGGCUAAGUGACAACAACUUCACAGGAAAGAUACCAGAUUUUAUCAGUCACUGGAAGCAUAUUGAAAAAAUAUUCAUGAUAGGUUGCUCCCUUCAGGGACCAAUCCCUUCUUCUAUUUCUACUCUUACAAACUUAACCGACUUGAGGAUCACUGAUUUGAGAGGUGAACAGUCUCCUUUUCCUCUCAUAAGAAAUAUGAAGUCCAUCACAGUGCUGAUACUGCGAAACUGCUUAAUACGGGGUGAGAUCCCUGAGUUUCUGGGAAACAUGGCAACGUUGAAGACUUUGGACCUUAGUUUUAAUAAUUUGACCGGGGUUAUUCCAGCGUCGUUCGAGCAUCUUGCAAAAGUUGAUUUUAUGUAUUUGACUGGAAAUAGACUUACCGGACAAGUUCCUAAGUGGAUUUUAUCACGAAACAAAGACGUAGACUUUUCUUUUAACAAUUUCACAUUGGACAACUCUUCGCCGACUGAAUGCCCACGAGGGAGUGUAAACCUUGUCGAGAGCUACUCCUCAGCAGCUACUCAGUUUGGUGGAGUUCAAUCAUGCUUGAAGCAAAAUUUUCCAUGCCAGAAUCCAAUACAACAGCAAUACUAUUCACUACACAUUAACUGCGGCGGCCAAGAAACAACUACCAACGAUAAGACAAAAUUCGAAGCUGAUUUAGAAGCCAGAGGUGCAACAACGUUUUAUUCGAGGGAGAAUUGGGCUCUUAGCAGCACAGGGGAUUUCAUGGACGACGCUUUUGAAUCCGAUACAUACAUUAUGGCCACCAAUAGUUAUGCUCUACAUAAUUUAACCGGCCCUGUAUCAGAGCUCUAUAGCACAGCUCGUGUGUCUCCUCUCUCUCUCACCUACUACGGUCUUUGCCUCAUGAACGGAAACUACACGGUGAAACUUCACUUUGCUGAAAUUGUGUUCACAAACGACAGUACAUUUACCAGCCUUGGCAGGCGAUUCUUUGAUGUCUAUUUGCAGGAAAACUUGGUGUUGAAGGAUUUCAACAUUGCAGCUGAUGCCGGUGGGACUGGAAAACCCAUUAUAAAGACUUUCACUGCAGUAGUUAAAAACAAUACGCUGAAGAUCCAUCUGUACUGGGCCGGAAAAGGAACCCAAGGCAUCCCAGACAGAGGAAAUUACGGUCCUCUGAUAUCAGCUAUAUCAGUAGAUCCUGAUUUCAGGCCUCCUGUUCGCCACAAGAAAGUUAGCUCGGUUAUGAUGGGUGGGAUGAUAGCUGUAGCAGUUUCCCUUCUACUUCUCGUUGUCGUGAUCUUGCAUAAGAAAUGCUUCCUUGGAAGAAAAAUCUCUACUUAUAAAGAGCUUAGAGGCAUUGAUCUACAAACAGGUCUAUUCACGUUAAGACAGAUCAAGGCUGCGACUGGGGACCUCGAUCCAGCUAACAAGAUUGGCGAGGGUGGUUUUGGUCCUGUUUACAAGGGUCUAUUAUCAGAUGGAACCAUUAUAGCGGUGAAGCAGCUCUCGUCUAAGUCUAAACAGGGAACACGCGAAUUUGUCAAUGAAAUCGGAUUGAUUACUGCAUUUCAACACCCUAACCUUGUAAAGCUCUAUGGAUGUUGUGUUGAAGGAAAUCAGUUAAUGCUGGUGUAUGAAUAUCUGGAAAAUAAUAGUCUCUCACGCGCCCUUUUCGGGAAUCAAACAACGGAAAAACUGAAGUUAGACUGGCCUCAGAGAAUGAAGAUCUGCCUCGGCAUAGCUAAGGGAUUAGCAUACCUUCACGAGGAGUCGAGGCUGAAAGUAGUCCACAGAGACAUCAAGACUAGCAACGUUCUACUUGACAAAGAUCUGAACGCAAAAAUAUCCGAUUUUGGCCUUGCAAAGCUUCAUGAGGAUGAUCACACACAUAUUAGUACAAGAGUUGCUGGAACUAUAGGGUAUAUGGCUCCAGAAUACGCAAUGCGCGGUCACCUGACAAACAAAGCAGACGUGUACAGCUUUGGCGUCGUUGCCUUAGAAAUAGCCAGCGGCAAAAGCAACACAAACUACAUGCCAAAGGAAGACUCUGUUUAUCUUCUUGACUUGGCCAAUGUUUUGCACGAGAGAGGUAGCGUGUUGGAGCUCGUUGAUCCGGAGUUGGGGCAUGACUACUCGUCCGAAGAGGCUACGGUGAUGCUGAACGUGGCCCUUAUGUGCACAAAUGCAGCCCCGAGCCUGAGGCCAACGAUGUCUGAGGUGGUGAGUAUGCUUGAAGGAAGGAGUGCUGUUCGGGGUCCAAUCUCGGAUGUCGGGUCGUCGAGUGGCGAUUCGAAGUUCCGGGCCAUAAGAAAACACUUCUGGGAGAGCCAUAGUUUGACAGCAAGUAGUGGUGUGGGUUCUGAUUCAUUCUUGGAAAAAUUAGACAGUGAAGAGAAUUAUAUUCUUCAAACAAAUGGGCAGAACAACAAUAGUUCGAAUAUUUGACCAUUUUUUUUUCGAAUAAAAUUAUGUUCAAAAUUUAUUUUACUAAA
This is a messenger RNA of Salvia splendens (bonfire salvia), 3247 nucleotides long. Its product is annotated as probable LRR receptor-like serine/threonine-protein kinase At1g07650. Gene Ontology annotation, molecular function: protein kinase activity; protein binding; ATP binding. Gene Ontology annotation, biological process: protein phosphorylation. NCBI's taxonomy places the organism in Eukaryota, Viridiplantae, Streptophyta, Magnoliopsida, Lamiales, Lamiaceae. The transcript has 24 exons. The record is from RefSeq and is a predicted model, not a curated record. Bases 144 to 3200 code for a protein of 1018 amino acids.